UUCAUUUGUUAAUAAACCCAGUGUAAAUGGUAUGGUUAUGAGUGUUGAUUGGUUGUUGUCUAUUAGCAUGCAGGAAUUGUAUCAUAGCUUGUUUUCUCCUUCUGUACGUCGUGCUUCGAAAUAAUUCCGUCGACAUCUGUGCUUGGGAGAAACCUUAACGUAACGAAAAUGGCUAGCUAUCUUCCUCCUUAGCCAGCUGGCUUUGGUACAGAUCUGGUAUCUGAGUGUAUAUGAGAUUCUUUUUAGCCAUAUGAGGUUAGUAUUGUGCACCUUUUAAAUUCCGUGCAUGCAUUUUGUUGGGAUAAAGUACUGAAUUUAAUCAUCCAUUAGUGGGGAUGCGACUGCUAGCACGAUUGCAAGUUGUACCUGUUAGCCUGUUGGUUUGAAAGCUGCCUUGAAACUGGCUAGCUAUUGCUGGCAGCAGGCUAUGAUUACCUUUCUUUGGGAAUGUAACGUUAGCUACACUCACGCUUAGCUAGCUAGUAUUUUUCUUCUGGGGUUUUCCUGAUAAAAAACGUAACGUUGACGUUGCAUACAUCGAGUUUGAGUCCGUAGUUGCCAAAUAUUAGUCAUGUAAUGGAAUGAAGGUACUUUGCUUGCAUAAUUUGCAGCUAAGUUAACGGUUUCCAUCAAAGGUAACGUUACCUAGCUAAUUAACUUAACGUUAACUGUUAGCUAAGAGCCAACACCAUCUUGUUUGCUGGCUCCAUACGAACGUUAAAGGGUAGAGUUUGAAAGCGUUAUUCUUAUAAUUCUUGGUUGCUGCAGUUUCAUUGUAAUUAAUCAGUCACACGAAGCCGACUAACACCCAGGUGUUCACACAUUCGGUUUCUUGAUGCUGUAAUCGCAAUGGUCAACGUUAGACAACUAGUUAUAGCUUGCAUGGCUGUAUGAAUCAGAAUGCCCACCGCAAGGUACUGUAAUAUUGCAGGUCUUCAUCUACAGCUUCUCGUUCGGGCACUGGUACAUUUUUAGGUUGUAAUGGUAGCUGGUAGAAUGAGAAUGGCAAGUGUGGCUUCAACGAUAACUAAAAGAAUGGAUGCUAUGUUGCUGGGCCUGGUCAUGCGGUGUAUAGCAAGCUGCUGAACCUUACCUAAUAUGAAAUUGACAGAGGAGGACAGGGUCGUUCAUUUUCUGUGGGCAGCCUCCCCAUAACGUUGUAGAUUUCAGGGCAGUUGCUCAAUAAUUAGCCAUUUCAAUUAGGAUAUAAGAGCCAUUGCAGUAAUGACCUUUUUCGGGGUCGGUGUUGUUAUAUCGUGUUGAAAUUGUUAAAUGCAACUUAGUCUAAGCUAAAGGUCUGCAUUUGCUUAGGCUUGCCAUGUAAAUGUUUUAGGUUAUUUGCAAUCAGUUGUAGAGUUUUUCCAUUCUAUCCUUUUUGAUAGUAAUAGGCUGCCUUUCCUCUCAGAAGGGAGCCACUGGAAAGGGAACGGUAGUUCAUGGAAGACAAGAAAAGGAAGAAAGAAGAUAAAAGGAAAAGGGAAACCUCACAGAAGGUUGCAGAGCAAAAAAACAAAGUGCCAGAAUUGACCAAGACCCCAUCCACCCCAUCUCCUGCCACCUCUAACUCGGCGUCCUCCAGCCCUGGCCCGGUCCCUUCGGCAUCCCCCUCCACUGCCACCGCGGCUGCUAGCGCCCCCUCCCAGGGUGGGAACAAUGCUAAGCGGCAGGCGGUGGCCAACGGACAGCCCGCCCCCGGCACCCAGGCCCCCCAGCGUUACAUGCCCCGUGAAGUGCCCCCUCGAUUCCGUUGCCAGCAGGACCACAAAGUGCUACUGAAGAGGGGCCAGCCACCACUGUCCUCUAUGCUGCUGGGGGGAGGCAACAGCGGGGGAGACAGCCCCAGUUCAACAGUAGCUGCUGCAUCAGAUUCCAGCCAGGGCUCUGUGGGUCUCGCUGCUCCCUCACUGCCCCACACUUCAUCCUCCUCAUCAAUCGCUGCUUCUUCUACUACUACUUCUUCAAAUUAUGCAAAUUCCACGUGGGGGGCCAGCUCUGGCAGCCAGCCCCUCUCUCAGGGCAGGGAGAAGGUGAUAGUGGACAGGUCAGACCUGGAGGAGUGGCCGAGCAUCUCUGCUACGGAUGGAGGGGUGCGAGCUGGAGAAUUGAGUGUGAAGGGGGGCCCCGAGGUCAGCGGGAUGUCGAACUGCAGUGCCUCGUGGGGCGACCGGCUCCUCCAGCAGCAGCAGCAGCAGCAGCAGCAGCAGCAGCAGCAGAAGGCCAUGGGAGCUGGAGCAAGUGGAGGUUUAGGUGGCGAGUCUGGCAGCCCUUCUCCACCCUCCGCCUCCAACUCACCUAAUGAAUGUAUGCAGUCCGGCGGCGCCGUCUGGGGCUCUUCCUCCCAGGGAGCCGAGGGAGGAAAUGCAGUAGCGGCAGGCUCGUUGCCCCCCUUAUCCAAAGCCUCCCCUCUCCCAGGGACCUUGGACGGCUCCCUUGGUGUCAGCGGUGGGAUUCCUGGUGCCAAUUUCAACCCCAAUGCCAACCCUUCUGCCUGGCCAGCCCUGGUGCAGGAUGGGGCUGGGGCAGUUGCAAGCGAGGGUGGUCCCUCUUCCCUCCAAAGCUCAACAUCGUCGUCUGCCAACGCCCCUUCCGUGGGUCAUGCCCCUCUUUCUGUGAAUCUAGCCUCUCAUCAGCAGCAGCACCCUCUUCACCAAAUGCAAUCCAGAGACAGAGAGCCAUCCUGUGGGGAGUGGGGUGGUGCAGCCCUGGAGCCAGGAGCAGGACCAAAAAAUACUGGGGUGGCCGAGGAGAGCAUGGACUGCGGAGGGGGAGGAAGUGACCCCUCGGGCACUUCUUCCACGUCCUCCACUACGACCUCAUCCUCAUGGAGGGCUCAGCCUUUCCCUGCUAAUAACUCCAAAACGGGUGCCUCAAGGACUGACCCAUGGGAAGGGGGAACAAGCGCGGGAGGAAACCCAGCCUCUGGCGAGGUGGGGGGCACCUCUUGGGGCUACAGUGGUGGUGGUGGGGCGGAUGGCCGAGGUGGGGUUUCGGGGGGCUGGGGAGCAGGGAGCGGGGGCAGUUGUCAGACCCCCGGUGGGGUAUCUCAGGGAGCGUGGAGUGGUGUGGGAGAGUGGGGAGGUAGCACAGGAGGAGGAGGAGGAGGAGGAGGAGGAGGAGGAGGAGGGGGAGGUGCUAGCGCUAGCGUAGUGGGCAAUCCGCAUGGCUCGAGCAGCAACAGCAGCAGUAGCAGCAGCAGAGGAAGUGUGGGCAACCAGCCCACCACCACCUCUUCCUCCUCUGCGGCCUCUGUCGUGACACGAGCAUGGGACAAUCAGAAGGGCAUCGGUAGCGGCGGCGACGUUGACCAACCAGAGUGGGGAGGCCAGGCGAAAGGGGGAGGCACUUCCUCCUCGAGCGGUGGGAACAACUCCAGGAGUGGUGGCCCACACAAUCAGCACCACCACAGCCACUACCGCACCUAUCAGCCCCCGACCGUCGAAGUGGCCUUACAGACCCUGCUCAGCCGGACCGACUUGGAUCCGCGCGUCCUCUCCAAUACUGGCUGGGGCCAAACACAAAUCCGGCAGAAUGUGGCGUGGGACCUGGAGACCGCGGCCGACAGCACUGGCAGAGGAGCUCGUUCCUCAGCUUCUUCGAUGUCGUCUGCCACAGCUGCGGCUGCACCGUACUCUGGCCCCACCGGUUCGUCGACUACUGAUCCAAUGGCAUCGUCCUCCAUGAUGCCUCCGAACGCCACCCUGAACUCCAAAUUCAACCAGAGCUCCUCUGCUGUGUCCCCUGGGGAAGGCUGGGACAGUGGCAGCGGCAGUGGCAGCAGCAGUACCUCCCAGCCAGCACGCGGUCCUCCGCCAAAUAGCAGUAUCCAAAACCCUGGCGUCUCACAAUCCGGUGGCAUGGGAGGACAGGGGAAGUCCAUGGGAGGGUGGGGUGGAGCGGCCCCAGCAGAAAGCCAAGGGAAAGGGUGGGGCAACGAUGGGCAACAGGAGUGGAGGGAGCAAAGAGAGCAAAGAGGGGGGUGGGGUGAUUUUGGUCAACAGGGUAACUCUGGUCAACAGGGUAACUCGGCGAGAGGCGGCAACAGCGGUGGAAGCUGGGGAGGUGGUCAGGAGGAGAAAGGGACAGGUGGUUGGAAGGAAUUAGGUAGGGAUGGCAGCUGGGGACAGACGGGAAGAAACGGAGCAGGUGGGGAAUGGGGAGAGCGGGAGGAGAAAAGGGCCAAGCCGGGCCCCAGUGGUUGGGAUGGGAAGGGAGACGGGGCAGGUCCAAGCGGAGAUGCUGAGAGUGGUACUUGGGGUGGCUGGGAUGAAGGAACACCCAGGAGAGCGUGGGGAGCAGGAGGUACCAGCGGGACGGGAGGUGGAGGUGUAACAGGCGGAGGAGACACGGGCAGCAAACCUCACCAAGGCUGGGGUGGGAAACUGCAGCCCGCACAGAUGCCAAACAGCCAGGCAGCCUCUAUCAAAGGCCCAGGGCAACAGCAACAGCAGCAGCAGCAACAAUCACAGCCCCAGCAGGCACAGGCGCUGGACCCAGGGGCCAUGCAAGGGGGCUGGGGGCAUCCGGGUCCCCCGGCCCAGAGCCAAAGUUUGGGUUGGUCCUCCGGGCCCAUCCCUCAGGUGCCCAGUGCGGCCAACGAAGUGUCUGAGCCCAGUGGCUGGGAGGAACCCUCGCCCCAGACCAUCAGCAGGAAGCUGGAAAUCGACGACGGUACAUCUGCCUGGGGCGACCCCAACAAAUACAACUCCAAGAGUGUCAAUCUGUGGGACAAAAACGGCGCCCCUUCUGGUCAGUCGGAGCAUGUACAAGGCCCGUCCCCGCAACAACAGCAGCAGCAGCAACAACAACAACAACAGCAGCAGCAGCAGCAACAACAGCAACAACAGCAGCAACAGCAGCAACAGCAGCCGCAGCAACAGCCGCAGCAACAACCGCGGCAACAACCGCAACAGCAGCAGCAGCAACAGCAACAGCAGCAGCUGCCAGGGCCAGUGGCAAUGCAGCACCCACCAGUGAGGUCGUCUGGGAACAGAGACAUGAGCCUCUCACACACAUCCAACAAGGCGCCUCCAAUGGCUCCUUCUGGUUGGGGGAAUAGUGGCUCCCCCUCCAGCCCCUGCGUGGACAACGGCACGGCUGCCUGGGGGAAACCCACCGAGGUGCCCACUGGAUGGGGGGAAUCGGACGACUCGGGGAAGACCCCGGGCUGGAGCAACCCUUCCGCAAAUCCCAUCAAAUCUGGUCCAAAGCCUAUGCAAGAAGGUUGGGGCGAGGCAGAGAGCUCCGUCAGCGCCUCGCGUCACUCCAGCUGGGAGGAGGAGGAGGAGAGUGGCGGUGGCGGCGUUUGGAACAACGCCGGCUCACAGGGCAGCGGCUCGUCGUACAACUCCAGCGGCUGGGGCCAGGGACACAGCGCAAAAAAGGUUAGCAAGGGUCCCAUGAAGAGUGGAGGUGGAGACUCUUGGAUGAAUCCCAUGACCAGGCAGUUUUCCAACAUGGGGUUGCUGGGUGAGGACCCCAGCAGUCGGACCCUGGAUCUGGCCCCUGGCCCCCCCCAGGAGAAAAAGCUGGACGGGGAGAGGCGAGGGAUGAACCUGAACGACUACAAUGGGGAUCUGCGCAAAGGAAGCCGAACCGGUGCUGGAGGAGGUGGACUAACCUACCGUUCGCCCAAUUCCAAAGAUGUGGGGCCUGUUGAGCCUGGACCCUACUGUGAUAAGAUUGGAAGUCAUAACAUGUUUGGUAGUGCAAGUGGGAUGGGCCAGUCCAGGCACCAGCCAGGUGUGCCACCCAUAAACCCGACCCCGGGGAUACGAGCGCAAGUGCCUCAUCAGUUCCUGUCACCUCAGGUGUCAGGCUCCGUACUGAAGCAGAUGCCCCCUCCGAGCAGUGGAGUGGGGGUGGGAGGGGCGGGGGUGUUCCCCCCUCAACUCUCCCCCCAGCACAUCGCAAUGCUGAGCAGCAUCUACCCCCCUCACAUACAGUUCCAGCUGGCCUGUCAGCUGCUUCUGCAGCAGCAGCCUCAGCAGCAACAACAGCAACAACAGCAACAACAGCAGCAGCAGCAGCAGCAGCAGCAGCAGCAGCAACAACAACAACAGCAAGCGCAGCUGCUGCAAAACCAGAGGAAGUUCCCCCAGAACGUGCGGCAGCAGGCUGACCCUCAGCAGAUUGCCCGGAUUAUGGCUGUGCUCCAACAGCAGCGGCAGCAGCAGGUUGGGGGCACAGGCGUGGGCUCCAAACUCUCCCCGUCUCAUCUGGGAGGCGGGGGCCCCAAGAUGCCCAUGUCUGACUCCCUGCCUCACCCCGGGCUGGGGGGCUCCGUGGCUGACAUGCACCCAAAAGCACAGGGGCCAUACUCCGGCUUUGGCUCUGGGGUGAACUUGUCAGGUCUGGAGCUGGGCUCCAUGGUGGGGGGUGGGGGUGGAAUGAAGGACGUGGCCGGCCAGCAGUCCCGCUUCAAGUGGAUGAUGGAGGGCCACUCCCCAGCCCCCUCUCCUCCAGAAAGCGCUUUAAAGAAUGGUCCCAUCUCUGCUCCCAUGAAGGCGAGAGGAGGUUCCCCUUACUCACCCUAUGAGCUCCUGGGGAACGACGGCAUGGGAAUGCCCCCUCAAGGUGCCUCGGAUAACUGGCAUCGAACCCCUGGAAAGACGGGCACCAAGACUGGCACGUCCAGCUGGCCUCCAGAGUUCCAGCCCGGCGUGCCGUGGAAGGGCAUCCCAAGCAUUGACCCCGAGUCUGACCCCUACAUGACCCCUGGGAGCAUGAUGAGUUCAGCUGGAGCACACAGCCUGAGCGACACUGAGCACCAACUACUGAGAGACAACACGGAAUCAAACCCCUCCCUCAACACCUUGUUGCCUUCACCUGGUGCCUGGCCUUACAGUGCCUCUGAGAGCCCCCUCAACAACGCACACAACCCAGCUAAAUACACAGAGUACAAGCCCAGCUGGCCCCCGGAGCCCAUAGGACACAAGUGGAAGGCCAGUCGCAACAGCCCCCAGCUGCCACGCCCACCGCCAGGAUUGGUCCAUCAGAAGCAGCCAUCCAUGUCCCCGUGGGCAGGAGGAGGGCAGCCGCGAUUGGCCAGGGGCUGGGGUGGCUCUGGCAGCAGCCAAGAAACCAGAUACGGGCCUGCAGGUUCGGCGUGGAGUGAUGGGGCCUCCAGAGGAAGCUGCUGGCUGCUGUUGAGUAACCUCACCCCUCAGAUCGACGGCUCCACCCUGCGUACCAUCUGCAUGCAGCACGGGCCCUUGUUGACCUUUCACCUCGGCCUGACCCAGGGCAGCGCUCUGAUCCGCUACAGCUCCCGACAAGAGGCAGCCAAGGCCCAGAGUGCACUGCACAUGUGUGUCCUGGGCAACACCACCAUCCUGGCGGAGUUCGUGAGUGAGGAGGAUGUGGCUCGCUACUUCGCACAUUCCCAGGCCAGCGCCGGUGGGAGCGGCAACGGAAGCGUGUCGGGCACCGGCGUGGUUCCUGGCUCCUCCGGGGCUCCCGGCUCGGUCGGCUCCGGCAACACCUCAGCCGGGGUCCCCGGCGGCGAGCGCGAGAGAGCCGGAGGAGGCGGCGGCAACGGGGUAUCGGCCGUGGGGGGAAACGGAGCCAUCGGUGCAGGGACCGGGGGCAUGGGCGUAGGGGCCCCCGGUUCUGGCUGGCAGAGUUUGGACGGUACGGGCAGCUCCCCGGACGCGGCCUCCUCCUCCUCCAGCCAUGGAGCGGGGCUGAGCAUCUUUGCCCAGUGGAGCAACGGUGCUGGGGGCGGAGGAGGUAGCGGCGGGGUGGUGGAGGCCAGCCGGGGCCAGGGCCUGUGGGGAGGGAUGCCCUCGGGGUAUGCGGUGGGGAGCAGCCUAUGGGGUUCCCCCGCCAUGGACGACCGGCACCAGAUGAGCAGCCCAGCCGCCUUGCUGCCUGGAGACCUGCUUGGAGGGGCUGACUCAAUCUGACUGAAACAUCCCACUUCCUAACACACACACACACACACACACACACACACACACACAUACUUACAUGCAUACAUACAUGCACCAUUUACAUCCAUAGUUACUCAAGCAUACACACAAACACGACUUAAAUACAUGUAUACAACUCUUUAUACCUUCAUGCACACACACAGCACAUAAUACAGUGAAAAGCCGCCAUACCUAGACCCAUAAGUGCAUCAGUACCAAACAGCAGUACACAAACAUACUUGCAUUCUCUCGCGCACACACACACACUCACUUGCAUACAUACAUACAUACAUACUCACACACAUACAUACAUACAUACAUACAUACAUACAUACGUACAUAUAUUCUUCAUUCACAGUUACAUUCAGUUACAUUCGCUCAACUACAGGCACAGACCCAGUCUGCCAGCAUACACUUGCACAUCCAUACAGACAUGCCUAGACCUUGACAUAUGCACUGUGGCAAGCACUCACCAGUGCAGCUAUCCCCUCACUCUGACACUCUCUAAGCACUCAAGGACAGAUACUUUUCAUUCAGAAAGCAAAAACACCGCAGGUUACAGCUUGCUUUACCACAGAGAAAUGUAAUCCUUUAACAACAACACAUGCAUUCUCAGAACAGACUAGUUCAUCCCAUCCCCCCUAAAAAAAAAGACAGGGGGAGGGAGCUCUUAAAACACUGGCCAUAGAAGUGUACACUGUCAAACCUUUGUCUGCAGGUGGGGAAAAUAACAUUGCGGACACACACACAUACGCACACAUGUAUUGGCAUUCAAACACAUACACACAUGUACUUGCAUUCAAACACAUACACACAUGUACUUGCAUUCAGAAACGCACACAUGUACAUUCACAUUCACACGCCUUUCCCUCUUAAAUGAAGACUUCAGCAGCAAGACUUGAACCGACGACAAAAAAAAAAGUGAAAUCAGUUGGACUCAGACUCAACUGGAUGAAUCCUUAAUCUUGAGUUUCUUUAGACACACCCUGCAUACUGAGACAGUCACUCAGGCAUGCAUUGUAAAGAAGAAAAAAAAAAACUACACACACAUACAAACAAUAGCAUACCAAUAUGCAUCAUUUGGAUGUUGUUCUGUGAUUUUUGAACACACAGCAUUGCAGGAUAAUUUCAUAAUGUUACAGCUCUUUACUCGAAAAAUGAACAUACCAAACACUCUCGCCCUUCCUAAAAUACACUGUUCUAAUGUUUGACAAAAAAAAUCAAAACUGUAUCUUGUUGUCUUUUUAUUUUUGGUUUGUUUGUUUCAGUGUUGGACAGUGGCAUCCAGAAAUGUCUUAUAUUUCCUUCAGAUGCUGACCUCGUAUAUAUAUAUUUUUUCUUUUUUUGUUUGUUUUGUUUUUAUUUCGUACUCAAAUCAAGUUUGUUGUCAUAAAAAAAAGACUAUGAUCAUUUGGAUGUGUAGCUGUAUAAGGUGCCCUUCUGCCUAUGUGUGCAUGAUAAGUGGAACAAGUCAGAGGAGAGUGCAUUUUUGGAUGCGUCUGUGUGUGGGGGUGUCUGCCUUUGUCACUGAUGGGGGUGGGGUGUGGGGGGGGGGGUCAGUUGUGUUGGUUGAAGAGUGGGGGGGACGGGUGGGAAAAGGACCUUCAGUCCGACAGUGUGACGCGUGUUUGCUGAUAUGCUCGCCAGGGAGGCGAAUAAAUGUGUGUGUGACAGCUUC
Clupea harengus (Atlantic herring) is the source of this 9588-nucleotide messenger RNA. RefSeq names its product trinucleotide repeat containing adaptor 6Ba (gene tnrc6ba). Gene Ontology annotation, biological process: positive regulation of nuclear-transcribed mRNA poly(A) tail shortening; miRNA-mediated post-transcriptional gene silencing. Gene Ontology annotation, molecular function: nucleic acid binding. The transcript has 21 exons. Gene Ontology annotation, cellular component: P-body; nucleoplasm. NCBI's taxonomy places the organism in Eukaryota, Metazoa, Chordata, Actinopteri, Clupeiformes, Clupeidae. The record is from RefSeq and is a predicted model, not a curated record. Bases 1437 to 7904 code for a protein of 2155 amino acids.